UUAGAAGGGAACGGCGCAAAAGACAAGAGUCUCUUUUGUAAUGGGAGCGGGAUUAAAGAAUCAAGUGACCGGCUGCAGCUCCCAAGUGGGUUCCAGGCUCCUUAGAGCACCCAGUCUCUGUCAGGUUCAAUCCCCCAUGAGCCGGGAGGGGCAGUGGAAGGAGGGGGGUCACGUGUGCCGACAAAGGACCCAGCAAAGACACAUGCAGAACCAAACUUCCCAAGUCUUCGGUGCAGUCAGGAAGCCUGUGUCGGCUCUGUGAUGACGGUGACAUACACAAAUCGAGUAGCUGAUGCUCGCCUGGGCACCUUCUCGCAGCUGCUGCUCCGAUGGAAAGGGAGCAUCUACAAACUCCUCUACUGCGAGUUCUUCAUCUUCAUCACCUUCUACUUCAGCAUCAGCCUCACUUACCGGCUGAUGCUAAAUGCCAGCCAGAGGCUGAUGUUUGAGAAGCUGGCUCUGUAUUGCAACAACUAUGCGGAGCUGAUCCCAGUCUCCUUCGUGCUGGGUUUCUACGUGGCCCUGGUGGUAUCUCGCUGGUGGGGGCAGUACGAGAGCAUCCCGUGGCCCGACCGCAUCAUGAACCUGGUCUCCAGUAACGUGGACGGGCAGGACGAGUACGGGCGCCUCUUGCGACGCACCCUGAUGCGCUACAGCAACCUUUGCAGCGUGCUGAUCCUCCGCUCCGUCAGCACCGCCGUCUACAAGCGCUUCCCCACCACCGAGCACAUCGUGAGGGCAGGCCUCAUGACCCCAGAGGAGCACAAGAAGUUUGAGAGCCUGAACUCUCCCCACAACAAGUUCUGGAUCCCCUGCGUGUGGUUCUCAAACCUGGCUGUGAAGGCGCGGAACGAGGGCAGGAUCCGGGACAGCGUGCUGCUCCAGGGCAUCCUGAACGAACUAAACACCUUGCGGAGCCAGUGCGGGAGACUGUAUGGGUAUGACUGGAUCAGCAUCCCGCUGGUCUACACCCAGGUGGUCACGGUGGCUGUGUACAGCUUCUUCCUGGCCUGCCUCAUUGGCCGGCAGUUCCUGGACCCAGAAAAGAGGUAUCCUGGCCACGAGUUGGAUCUCUUUGUGCCCGUCUUCACUCUCCUGCAGUUCUUCUUCUAUGCUGGCUGGUUAAAGGUGGCAGAACAGCUUAUCAACCCAUUUGGAGAGGACGAUGAUGAUUUUGAAACCAACUGGCUCAUUGACAGGAAUCUGCAGGUCUCCCUUCUAGCUGUGGAUGACAUGCAUCAGGACCUACCUCUCAUGGAGAAGGACCUGUAUUGGAAUGAGUCCUACCCCCAGCCACCCUACACAGCAGCCACCGCUGAUUAUAAGCGGACAUCCUUUCUUGGCUCAACGUUUGACAUUAGCAUGCAGAAAGAAGAGAUGGAAUUCCAGCCGCUGGAACAAAUUAAAGAGAACGAGGAGGCAAACCACUCUACACCGCUGCUGGGACAUCUGGGCCGCCUGUUGGGGGUCCAGUCACCUAGUUUCUCCAGAUCAUCCUCCCGGCUGAACCUGCCACGCCGCAGGAAUGACCCUUUGUCUCCCUUUCCUCAGUACUUGUACCAGGAUGUGGGGAAACCUGGAAGCCCCUGCAGCACCAGUCAGCAAAGGGGGGAUUCCUCCCAUCCAGGCUCCAGCUCACAGGAGCAAUGGGACAAUGAAAACAGAAAAUUGAGAGAGUUUGAUGCCUUCAUAUCAACCCCUUUCUAUGAGAGACCUGGCUUUUAUAGCGCUCCACAGACACCAAUCAGCUCCAUCCCUAUGAACUUCCCAUCUAAACGCCAAGGACGCAAGAAGCCCCCUGCUCUUGCCAGCAUCAUGGCCUGUUCCACUUCAGCGAGAGACAACUUUGUCAGCUUGUCACCUUCCAGGGUUAGUGAUGUGGACAAGAGCCAGAGCUCCCUAAAGGAAACUUUUGUUUGGCCAGGAGAACAAGACAAAGCCCCUGACUCCCUGGUGCUGACAGUAGAGGAAGGAGAGAAAAACACUUUGAACAAUAAAACAAAUGAGGUUGCCCCUGUUAGAAGCCCAGGGAUUCAAUCAAUAGGAUUGGGAAGCCCCAAGUUUCCCUUCCUAGCAGAGUCCCCAGAUCACGAAAAACAGGGCAGCUUCAAGAGCUUGAAGAGUCUGAAAAGCCGACAACCCUGGCUAACACUGGAGAACAUGACACCCGCUGCCACCCCAAACUCAGAUAACCCAAGCAACUUUCAUACCCCCAACAUGAGAACUCCUGGCAGCAGUGGGCCCCUCUUCUUCUCAUUCACCCCUGUGACAUCCCCACUGCUUGAGAGGUCACACUCCAGGAAUCCAGAUACUGUUCCCAGUCCAAGCUCAGACCAUGCAAGCAGGGCCCCAGCCCAGACUUCCAUAGAGACUUCUGGGACUGGGAGAGAGACAGGAAGUGGCCAUGCUAGUGCUCAUCACAUUGAGGAGCAGAAGAGAGCAGACAGUCCCUCACCUAAUGACUCCGGUAUCUCCUUGGCAGAGGGUGACUAUGUGGGGCUGAUGGAGGUGAUCAUGGAAACCAGUGAGACUGUGUCUGAUGAAGGGAAAAGGGAAAGUGGAUAGAUACAACUAAAUGAAGAGACCUGUUGGUUCCUUCCAACUGCAGAGAUACCAGCCCUAUCGAUAAUACUGUAGUGUCUUUACAAUGGUCAUUGGUGCUCACUGUGCAUAAAGCUUCUACAAAGAGGCAAUGCUACUAUAUCAACCACAUACUGCCACGGGGGAGAAGUGCAGUACCUGAUGGAUGAUGCAAUGGACCUGGUGCUGACUGGACAAAUUCACAGCACUUCAGUGACACACCAUUUCAGAAUACCAAUAUAACUAAUGCAAAAAGAUUUUACAGAAUUCAUAAAAUUCUUUAUUAGUGGCGAGCAGGAGACAGGAGCAACAGGACACCAGCCUUUUAGUACCUGGGGUACAGAAACAGAUUAAAUCAGAAGUCUGUUUCUUAAAUAUGCCUGGAAGGUUGACCCACAUGGUAACCACACUACCACUCAGCUUUAUGAAUGUUUGCCUCAAGAGACCCCAUAACAAGUGCAGGGGAUACAUGUAAACAUUAGAAAUGUGAAGUUUGGGGAGGGACAAUUAGGAUAGCCAGAUAUCCAGAGGAAGGAACUGGAAUAAACAGCAGGCAGCUGAUUUACAUUACAAAAUGCAGGUAGUUGAUAUCUUGGAUUAAUCAGAAGCAAACAAGUAGAGACCUGAAAAGAUACAGAUGUAGACAAAAGUUCUGUCUACACAAAAACAAGUCAGAUAGCCAGUGAUGCAGAUAUCCACAGAUUUGGAGGACUCUACAAAUCAACAACAAAAAACCUACUAUUGCUUCCACUCCAAUUUUUUUCCUUCCCCAGUAUUUUGUCCCUUCUGUCCAUGCCUCCUCCCCCCAGUUCACCUACACACUUUGAGCAAUUAGCGCUCAUUAAAAAAGUAGUUUAUGGUAAGUAAGAAAUAUGGAAUGGAAAAAAAAACCAACUUUGUCAGUGUGGUUUAGAAUAGAAUUCUGACUAAGAAAAACCAGAGGUCAAACAAGAAACUCCACUUCCUCAUUGCAGUUUCAAGAAGCUACAUCAGUGAGCAGUCAUCCCUAGCUUUUUGUUAGAUGCUCCUGACCCAUAGCAGUUUGAACAUAAGCAAUGGAGACAGAAACCUUUUAAAGGUCACACUUCCUCCAUCUAGUUCAUGCAGAUUUUUCAUUUUAAGACCCUACACACACACCCCUAACUUGUUACACCCAUUUUGCUAGCUACAGAAGAAAGCGGAUGCAUAUUUAAAAAAAUCAACUGUGUAAGUAUUGGAUAUUAGAGACAAAUUUGAACUGAGUUUCAGUAAAGAUGGGAUGAGACUUUAUAGGAGUCAAAUUGGAAAAGGCUGCUCUGCAGUAUAAAUGAGAAGUGUGCUUCAAAACCAUAGCCCUGAUGUCCAUGACUUGCAGUAAUUUUCAAAAACAAUGUUGUGUAAACUGUAUCUCCCCUUUACCCUAACCCAGAUACCCAAGAUAUCACUGGCUUAGCUUGCCCUUCACCCAAACUAAACUGAAGCAUUGCACUUUCCCUCUGAAAGAGGUCCUUAGAGAUAGCCUAAGAACCCCACCCUACUGAAGAGGGUUAAUUCUACAUUUCUUACUGUCACAAAGCAUUUGGCUGAAGUAUCUAACUUUUCUUCUGUGCUGUUUCAGUAGAGGAAGCUAGCUGCUAAUGUUCCUGAAAGCACAAAAUUUCUGGGGGUGAUAUCUAUAGAUAUGGACAAACAUUUGAGUAUGAGCAUAUGUAGCAAAGCUUUGGUUCUGUUUUGGUCACUUCCUUUAUGAUUAGCUUGCCCACUGCAGAUUUCAGACCGUCCAAGUCCCUCCAUUGUACUGAAAGUAGCUAAAUUGUCUCUGUACCCAUGAGCAUAUGCUCAUGGAAUAAUCCCUACAGCAGAUCCAAGUGGUAGGGAAUGCCUCUCCUACUCACUCUGUCAACUGAAGUAUGCCUGUGGAGCUGUGGUGAACACAAAGGAAUAGUGCCUAGUCAGUGAUGCAAGAUACACCCCCCUCAUAAUGAAUUAACACAGUUUGCCCCCAUCCCAAGAUGGAUCAUCCUCAGAGGAGAUA
Messenger RNA from Pelodiscus sinensis (Chinese soft-shelled turtle), 4594 nucleotides. RefSeq names its product bestrophin-1. Gene Ontology annotation, molecular function: chloride channel activity. Lineage: Eukaryota; Metazoa; Chordata; Testudines; Trionychidae. The record is from RefSeq and is a predicted model, not a curated record.